AUGUCAUCGUCAUACGAUGAGUUGCCCCCCCGCGUCGACCUCCUCAGGUUGAUGAUCCAGCAUCCGCUUCCUCUGCUCGCCCCUGGAAUAAUAGAUCCGGCCUCGAUGGUGGGUGAUGAGCCAACCAAGCAAGCUCAGGCUGUAUUGGAUAAGCUGAACACCGCGCUGGCUAGAAAUGAUCCGGAGGCGCUGGAAGACUGCUUCUGGAAGGAUCGGGCAUACUGGAAAGAUCAGCUAGCACUGACGUAUCAUCUGCGGACAUUUAAAACACCAGACAUAAUUUCUGCCAGUCUGCUGGAGACUAACAAGCUGAGGGCCAUCAAGGGAGACAUAACGAUCGACGGCGGGGCUAUGUUUAUCCCAGCAACACCAGUUCUUCAAUUCAUUGACUGUGGAAUUGUCUUCCAAACUAGCUCGCCAGCCGCCGCUUGCAAAGGAAAGAUAGUACUAUUGCCGGUUAAAGGCGCCAACGAGACAAUCGAGUGGAAGAUAUGGGUUCUGAGCACUAUUUUGAAAGAGCUGGACUUGCAGAAAGAGAAUGAGCCACUUCUCUAUUCUCCUGGAAGACAACUCGAGGGAAUCGAGAGCUUCAUGACCGAAGUCUUCAUAAUCGGAGGCGGAAAUGCAGCAAUAGCCUUGGCGGCACGUCUUAAAGCCCUAGGGAUUGAGAGCGUCAUGGCCGAGCGCAAUGCCCAGGCAGGGGACAAUUGGGCUCUCCGCUAUGAUUGCAUGCAUUUCCAUGUCCCCACUUCACUCUGCCACUUGCCCUAUAUGGACUAUGACAAGAAGCUUUUAACUCCCCACCGUCUCUCGAAAGAGGACUUGGGUUCUCAGGUACGACGAUAUGUCGAUGCCUUCAAUCUUAACAUGAUCACUUCGGCGCAGAUUCAAUGGACAGAGUAUGAUCCAUCGACCAAGCGGUGGAUGGUCAAGUUCCAGACUCCCGCUGGUCAACGUACGGCAGUCUCUAAACACGUUGUCAUGGCCACAGGCAUUGGAUCCCAAAAGAUGAGUAUACCAUCAAUAGCAGAUGGCCACCUGUAUAGAGGUAUCAACAUCCAUUCAGAGCAAUACAAGAAUGCCGAGCAACUUAAGCAGAACGGAGCGAAGUCAGUCAUAGUAAUUGGAUCCGCCAAUACAGCUUUCGAUAUCCUCGGGGACUGCCACGCUGCGGGACUCCAAACAACAAUGAACGUUCGGUCUCCGACAUACAUGGUCCCAGUGGAGUACAUCGAUCACCCAGCCAGCCUAGGCGCUUAUGAUGCCGGCGUGGAGCGUGCAGAUAACCUUUUCAUGACACUGCCGACAUUCAUAGAUGCCCAGCUCACCUGCAACCUAUUUGCACAUUUCGCAUCACAGGAGCCAGAUCGAUACGGAGCUCUGGCAGCAGCUGGAUUCCCCGUCUUGGACAGCACCAACCCAGAAUGUGCAUUGAUGCAGAACCUGAUUGAGCGGGCUGGUGGACACUAUGUCGAUAUAGGCGGUACGAAGUUGCUGGAAGAAGGCAAGGCUGGUAUCAAGGCUAAUGUUGAGCCUGUUGCAUACACGUCGACGGGGCUGCGGUUCUCGGAUGGCAGCUAUGUGGACGUGGAUGCUGUCACAUGGUGUACUGGAUUCGCUGAUAAAGACGUGCGCGAAACUGCUGCUGGGAUCCUAGGCGGCUCUCCUAGCCAGACUUCCGGCGGUGCCCAGAAUGGCAAGAAUAGCAUGGACGGCGAGGCCAAUGGUAAGCAGAAAUUUGGUCCCCACGAGAUUGCUGUUCGUAUUGACGCCACAUGGGGUGUCGAUUCCGAGGGCGAGAUCCGUGGCUUGUGGAAGAGACAGUCACGCCUUGAUGGCUUUUGGGUGAUGGGUGGCUAUACACAGCAACACCGGUGGCACUCGCGGACGUUGGCGCUUCAGAUCAAAGCUGCCAUAGAGGGUAUUUUGCCGCCAGCUUAUCUGGAUACGCCCAUGUCUACCAAGUAA
Penicillium expansum is the source of this 1968-nucleotide messenger RNA. RefSeq lists its product as uncharacterized. Bases 1 to 1968 code for a protein of 655 amino acids. Gene Ontology annotation, molecular function: monooxygenase activity; flavin adenine dinucleotide binding. NCBI's taxonomy places the organism in Eukaryota, Fungi, Ascomycota, Eurotiomycetes, Eurotiales, Aspergillaceae. The record is from RefSeq and is a predicted model, not a curated record. The transcript has 5 exons.